AUGGAGAGCAAGACUAUUGACUUUGAGGAAGGAUGGGAAUAUAUACAGACUGGUAUCACUAAGCGGAAUCGAUAUUUGGAAGGACUUGGGCCGGAACCUGACGUUCCGACAUAUAUGGAGCUUUACACGACUGUCUACAUCAUGUCCACCCAGAAACCUCCUCAUGAUUACUCACAGCAGCUUUAUGACAAGUAUCGUGAAGCAGUUGAGGAAUAUGCUAACUCAACAGCGUUGCCUGCGUUAACGGAUUACUUCGUUUGUCGGAAAUCACUCCCACCAGUGAAAGAAGUUGGCCUUACAAGCUUUAGUGACCUGGUUUGUAACAAUCUGCAACGCAAGGUCAAAGAAGCAGUGAUAACACUAGUUGAUAAAGAGCGAGACGGAGAGGAUAUUGAUAGGGAGCUGGUGAAAAGCGUGAUAGACGUUUACGUACAGAUUGGAAUGGGAAAGAUGGAAAGAUACGAACAAUAUUUCGAGAGGUUCUUGCUUGAAGGUGCAUCGUCUUACUUUUCUCGCAAGGCAUCAAGGUGGAUUGAAGAAGAUUCUUACAAUGAUUAUAUUCUCAAGUCUGAAGAAUGUCUAGAGAAGGAGAAGGAGAGAGUGACUCAUUACCUUCCCUCAAGCAGUGUUCCAAAGCUGGUUAAGAAAGUUGAACAUGAGUUGUUAGUGAAGUAUGCAAAUCAGCUUCUACAGCAAUCAGAGUUUCGUGAAAUGGCGCGAGGCUUGGAACAUAUUGCAAACAUAUUCAAGAAGCAUGUCACAGACGCAGAUGGUCAUGAAGAUACGGAGGAACAUGUCUUAAUCAAAAAAUUGAUGGAGCUACAUGAUAAAUACUUGGUUUAUGUCACUAAGUAUUCCCAUAACCACACCCUCUUUUACAAGACUUUGAAAGAAGAAUUUGAGAGUUUUUGUAGACAAACAGUUGAUGGAAGCUCUUCAAACGCUGAGUUACUCGCAACGUUUUGCGACAGAAUCAUCCUCAAGAAAUGGGGAAGUGGGGAGGAGGAGCUAAGUGAUGAAGCUAUUGAGAAGGGGGUCAUACUUCUUGCUUACAUAAGUGAUGACAAGUAUCUUUUUGCAGAGUUUUACAGAAAGAAGCUGGCCCUUAGGCUCUUAUUGAAUCGUAAUGCUAAUGAUCAUCAUGAUCAUGAGAGAAGUAUCUUAACAAAGCUCAAGCAAAAAUUUGGUAAGCAGAUUACUUUUAAGAUGGAGAAAAUGGUGACGGAUUUGAUUUUGUCAAGAGAAAACCAUAACGGUUUUAGUGAGUAUGUCGCCAAUAACCCUAAUGCAAAACCAGGGAUUGAUUUCACCGUCACUCUUCUCACCAAUGGUUGUUGGCCAAGUUACAAAAAGUUUGGCAUUAAUCUACCAAGUGAUAUGGUCAAGUGUGUUGAGGUUUACAAAGGGUUUUAUGAAGCGAAAACGAAAGCUAGGAAACUUACUUGGAUCCAUUCACUAGGAACUUGUCACAUCAAUGGAAAGUUUGAUCAAAAUACCAUUGAAUUGAUUUUGUCUACUCACCAAGCUGCUCUGCUUCUGCUUUUCAACACAAGAGACAUAAUGAGUUACACUGACAUCCAGACUCCACUGAACGUUACCGAUGAAGAUCUAGUGCGGUUACUUCUUUCCUUGUCAUGUGCUAAAGUAAAGAUCCCUCUCCCUCGUGUUGAUGAAAGGAAGAAAGUCGUUGAAGAUGUAGAGAAAGACAGGCGCUAUGCAAUUGAUGCUGCCAUUGUCAGGAUCAUGAAGGGAAGUAAAGUGUUGGGACAUCAACAACUUGUUUCUGAGUGUGUCGAGCAACUUAGCCGGAUGUUCAAGCCUGAUAUUAAAGCGAUCAAGAAACGUAUCGAAGAUUUAAUAAACAGAGAUUAUUUGGAGAGGGACAAGGAACAUCCCAACAUGUUUAGGUACUUGGCUUAG
Molecule: messenger RNA, 1920 nt
Organism: Microthlaspi erraticum
Lineage: Eukaryota; Viridiplantae; Streptophyta; Magnoliopsida; Brassicales; Brassicaceae
Source: the annotation of a GenBank genome assembly